This is a messenger RNA of Oppiella nova, 246 nucleotides long. Lineage: Eukaryota; Metazoa; Arthropoda; Arachnida; Sarcoptiformes; Oppiidae. The record is from the annotation of a GenBank genome assembly.
AUGGCCAUCCAGCAUAUUGAAAUGUCCAUGAGACCUGGAGGUAUCCCGCGCACUCACAUAGCAGCACUUGCGGUAUCUGUAAUUGGUGUAUUGGUGGUGCCAACUAUCGGACUAUUAGCUACGUAUAAACAGCACUUUGGACUGGCCACUACAUUUGCACUACUACUGACCGUUACAACUAUUACCGGUGCCAUAGGUCUACACAACCAAUUUGUUAUGCCGUUUGGAAGUACACCGGCAUUAUAG